AGUUUGGCAUCAAAUAUUAAUACAUAGAUUACUACAGCUGGACGCUAAAUAAAUUAUUCAUAUAAGUAAAAAGCAAAUAUUGUGAUUUCACCAUUAGUGAGAUAAGUAUUUGUAUAUAACACAGCCAAUAUGUUUCCAGAAGAGAGUUUUGCACGGUCUAAUCACGAUUCAUGCAUCGUGACCGGAGACAUCAUGAAACGUUGUGGUACAUAAGACCUUACGAGAUAACUCUACCAAUAGUCAGUCAAACUGAUGUUCAUCGAAAUAAUAGGAACCUCUAAUUCUGAUACACGCGGUAUCGUUAUUAUCGGUGGAUUUUAUAAUAUUUGUUUUCUCAAUCGUUAUUGUCUAAAAUUAAUAACCCAAAAUCAAAAAUGCCUGUUUCUGAGUACGCGAACAAUACAAAUAGAACAUCUGAUGUACAGACUUGUAAUAAAACACCAUUUAGUACAUUAAUAAGUGACAGUCAUACAGUGUUAAAUGGGUUAACUAGCAUUGGGUUUAUGUAUGCUUCACCAAUCCAAGUUGCUGCAUUACCUACCAUUAUUGGUGGACAAGAUACAAUCGUUGAAGCUAAAAAUGGUACAGGAAAAACUCUAACAUUUGUUAUACCAAUACUUAUGAAACUUAAAGUAGACCAACCUAAUUUGCAGAGUAUUGUUUUAGCACCUACGCGAGAAAUUGCAGUUCAAAUACAACAAUGUUUUAAAAAAGUUGGAACAUAUAUACCUGAUUUAAAAUGUGAAUACUUCAUUGGUGGAACAUCAGUUGAAGAAGAUAGACAAAAAGUAAUUGGUUGUCAAAUAGCUGUUGGUUCUCCAGGACGUAUCAAACAUUUGUUAAAUGAACAUGUUUUAAAAGGAAUACAUGUAAAGACUUUUGUAUUAGAUGAGGUUGAUAGAAUGUUUACUGAUAAAAAUUUUACCAAAGAUGUUUGGUUGAUAGAUGGAAAAUUACCUAAAUUAAAACAAAAAAUUGUUGUUAGUGCAUCAAUUGAUAAAACUAUUAAAUUCCUUUUUGAUGAAUUUAUGGAAGAGUAUACUAUAGUAAAAGGUACAGAUGAAGAUAUGAAUGCAACACAAGACCCAAAAAAAUUUUUACUUGGUAUAAAACAAUAUGUAGCUUGUGUUAAAGCAGUUAGUACUAAUAUAAUACUAUUACCUGCAAAAAAUUUACGUCUUCUCAAUAUUUUACGUAAUUUACCACAUACACAAUGCAUUAUAUUUACAAACUUUAUGACAAGAGUUGAAGCUGUUUGUAAUAUGUUGCGUGAUCAUGAUUAUAAGGCUGAUUAUAUAAGAGGUGAUCAAGAUCAAAAUAUUCGUUUAAAAUUAGUUGAUAGACUUGUUUCAUUCAAAUCUAAGAUUUUAGUUGCAACUGAUUUAGUAGCUAGAGGAAUAGAUUCUUCAAAUGUGGAUUUAGUUAUAAACAUGGAUUGUCCUCGAGACUGGGCAACAUAUUUACACAGAAUUGGUCGAGCUGGAAGAUUUGGAAAUAAAGGGUAUUGUGUAACUAUACUAGAUGAUGAUAAAGAGUUAAUGUCUUUUAAAGAAAUUGUUAACAGCAUAGAAAAUAUAAAUAUCAAAAUGUUACCAAUAGUAAUAGAAAAAUCUAUUCUCGAUUAUAAAGAAGAUGAACUAGAAGAUUUAAAUUUGAAAUUUGACUCAGCUUCCUUAAUUGAUAAUGAUAACAAGGAUAAUUUACCUGACAAGGAAGAAACACAAAUAAAUUCAGAAAUCGAUAAUCAUGUUAUAGAGAAAUGCAAAAAUGACAUUUCAGAAAAUGAAAAAAAAUCUAUUUAUGGUCCAGGUAUAUCUGAAAAUGAAUCGCUACAAAAACUACGUGAAGUUGUUAAUGAUACAGAAAAUAAACUUAUCAGUGAAAAUGCUAUAAAUAAACGACAUUUGACUGCUAAUAGAUCAUUUGUAUUAUUUGAUCCAGAACCCCUUUUUGAUGAUUCAGCCCAAUAUAUGAAAUAUAAUCCAGAUGAAUUGGUUGAUAUAUUCAAAAAUUAUGAUUCUGAUAUUGUAAAAUAUGAAGCUGCUAAAAAGUUAAAGCCCAAGAAUCAAAUAGUUAUCAACGAUAAUUGUGAAAAAAAUGAUUUUAAAGAAACAAAUUAUUUUCAUUCGAAUAAUUUUGAUAAAUCUAGUAAUGAGAAUAAUUCAAAUAUUAGUAAUGUAAAUCCUAGCAACCAAAAAUAUACUGAUAUAUUUGAUUUAUUUCAAAUACCAGAUAUAAGUCAACUGAAGUCAUCUAUUUUCCAAGCCCAAACUGAACAGCUUUUUAAAGAAAUCAGUGAUAUUGAAAACAGUGAUCAUGAUGACUAUGUUGAUAGCAGCCUUAAACUUGAUGAGGAAGAUAAAAAUGAUAGUAAUGAAUUUUGCAGUGAUGAAGAAUAUUUUGAUGAAGAUUGGGAAGAUUUAGAAGAAGUAGAAGAAAUUUAUGACAAAAAUGAUUCUACAGAUGAUUCUGAAAGUAAUACUUAUUCAGGAAAUAGUUAUAGAGAAAAUGAAAUUGAAAAUAAUGUAGUAUUAGAUAAAAGUAGUCAAAAUGAAUAUGAGAAAAAAAAACAUCCAAUGGAAAUAAAUAAUCACAUAUCACAAAUAGCGUAUGGUAUGAACAGUGCAAAUAAUAAUCUAUUAGAUUACAAUUUAUUGAAUAAUUGGUAUCAAGAAUGGAAUCGUCAAUUAAAUGUCAUUCAAACAUACUCUAGAUUAGGUAAUUAAGUUAAUAUAAUAUAAGUUUAAUAUACUUGAUAAUGUUUAGUUAUUUUUUAUUGUGAUACAACAUUUUUAAUUGUUUUCUAUCAAUAUUUUUUUAAUGCUUUAAUUACAUGGAUAAUAAAUUAUCUAUGUAUAAUUAUUGUUAAUUUUGAAUCUAUUUAAUAUUAAUGUACAAUUCUUGAAAAAAUACAAACAUGUAAAAUUUACCAAAUUUUUAGUAAUAUUUCUUAACUUUUCAGUUAGACAAUGAUAUCUAGUUAAUUUAAACAAAAUAUUAAAACAAAUGGCAAAUUCUAAACAUUUUUUGUGGGUCGAUUCUAAAAAAAAAAAAUUUACUUAGAAAACGUAUCAGUCUU
Molecule: messenger RNA, 3079 nt
Organism: Daktulosphaira vitifoliae (grape phylloxera)
Lineage: Eukaryota; Metazoa; Arthropoda; Insecta; Hemiptera; Phylloxeridae
Product: DEAD-box ATP-dependent RNA helicase CshA-like
Exons: 9
Coding region: 375-2726 (783 amino acids)
Biological process (GO): cytoplasmic translational initiation
Cellular component (GO): cytoplasmic stress granule
Molecular function (GO): translation initiation factor activity; ATP binding
Source: RefSeq, a predicted model, not a curated record